Clunio marinus is the source of this 336-nucleotide messenger RNA. The record is from the annotation of a GenBank genome assembly. NCBI's taxonomy places the organism in Eukaryota, Metazoa, Arthropoda, Insecta, Diptera, Chironomidae.
AUGAUGCAGUGUGGCGUCAGUGAGAAGAACGUGCAGGCAAUUGCAGAAACUGUAAAAGAUGUUCAACCUGAUUUUACGACGACAGCUACCGAGAUUAUUUCUCUGAUCUUGAUGAGAUCUUAUAACCACAAUGAUUAUCAUCUUCUUAAAAGAACAUUUGUGGAUUUGCGGUGUUGUUACGAAGCGAACCAAGAUUCAUUCUUUUUUCGUUUCAUUGCUGGUACGUCGUGUGGUGUUGCUUUAUGCAAUUCAGUAGAAAAAGUCUGUUUAUGCAAAAAAGAAAAAAUGUGUCAGUAUAAAGGAAGACCUUCAGUUGACAAGCUCAACGUCACAUAA